Molecule: messenger RNA, 839 nt
Organism: Camellia sinensis
Lineage: Eukaryota; Viridiplantae; Streptophyta; Magnoliopsida; Ericales; Theaceae
Source: RefSeq, a predicted model, not a curated record
UUGAAUGUGUGAUAGAUGCUGAAGUUGGCUGCAUUUUUUUUGCUUCUUCAAAUUGAAUUCUUUUAUAAACUGACUGUUUCCAUCAUCUCUUUGGUACAGGAUGAUUCAUAUCUGGACAGUUACAUUAGCACCAUUGGUGUUGACUUUAAAAUACGCACUGUAGAGCAAGAUGGAAAGACCAUUAAACUUCAAAUUUGGGACACUGCUGGACAAGAGCGCUUCAGGACAAUCACUAGCAGUUACUACCGUGGGGCCCAUGGCAUUAUAAUAGUUUAUGACAUAACAGAUCAGGAGAGUUUCAACAACGUUAAACAAUGGUUGAAUGAAAUUGAUCGUUAUGCCAGUGAGAAUGUAAACAAACUUCUAGUCGGAAAUAAAUGCGACCUCACUGAUAAUAGAGCCGUUUCCUAUGAUACAGCUAAGGCAUUUGCUGAUGAAAUGGGCAUACCAUUCAUGGAAACAAGUGCAAAAGAUUCUACUAAUGUGGAACAGGCAUUCAUGGCCAUGGCUGCUGACAUCAAGAACAGGAUGGCAAGCCAGCCAGCUAUGAACAAUGCAAGACCACCAACGGUGCAGAUACGAGGGCAACCUGUUGGCCAGAAGAGUGGCUGCUGCUCAUCUUAGUUGGUUCUGGUCUGCAUUUCAAGCUCUGUCCACUAUUAAUCAGAGAGUAAUACUACUAUCUUCACCCCUCCAAAGAGGUUUAUAAUUUGCUUUUUAUUAUCAGCUGUUUGUAAGCUAUCCAAGAAUUCAUAUUCUUUUUUUGUCUAUUUGAGUUUCAAAAUGACCUGUACAAAUCAUAAAGGUUCUUAUUAAGUAUUUGUUUGUUAUUUUUUUCA